AUGAUACUCGGACCGGUGUCACUGCUCGACUGUCUCGUCUUUGUUAUUUUCCUCACGCCACAGCUCCUCAUCAAUGUCGGCUUCUUCCCGACGGUAGUCGUCACCUUGAAGAUGCUGCCUUUCCUCGUGUUUCAACUGCCGACUUCCCUGUUCCGCGAACGAUAUCUCCUACGCCACGACGAGCAAUCGCCCUUUGUGCAGCGCGCGAGUUUCUUCGAAGAUUUAGUCAUACGCUGCGUGCGUUACGCCUUUGCAAACUUGCCAACCAACAUUGGACGUGUCUUCUUUUCAAAGUACAUAUCUCUGCCGUUUCUGCGGUUUCGAAUGCUGCGGCAUGGCUAUCUCAGGUCACCUGCGACCUGGAGUGAGCACAAGGAAAAGGGCCAACACGGCUUCGAAGGGGUUUGGAUCCAAAAGGAUGCGUCGCAACCGCCCGACAUUGUGGUAUACUACGCCCACGGAGGCGGUUUCGCCAUGGGCUCCGCGUACUUUUACCUCGAAUUUCUUCUGUCGUGGCACUCACUACUCGUCCAAGCCGGCUACCGGAACCCUGCUAUAUUCUCUCUCGAGUACACCCUCGUGCCCGAUAAAAUGUACCCGAGGCAAAUGUACGAGACUUUGAGGGGCUAUAAGCAUGUUCUGAAAAAAGUCGGAGACCCCCGGAAGGUAGUUGUUGCAGGAGACUCAGCGGGAGCAACCCUGAUAUUGACGUUGUUGCUGGAGCUGGGCCACAUGAACGAGGCCCGGGCAUUCAAAGAGAAGAGUGAAGAUUCCACCGCAUCUGAAGGUCGAAGUCAGGAGCACUUGCGCCAGGCCUCAGAGUCCCCUCUACCAGGGCUCUGCGUCUUGAUUUCGCCGUGGGCCAAGCUCAUCUCCAAGCAUGAGAACACGGCCAGCGACUUUCUUGAUCGCGACACGCUGUGGAAAUACGCGGUGCAGUAUGCCGGGGCAGCGCAUGUCUACGACAAGACCGCGUCGCCUGGGCAGUGCGCCGAUCCUCGGGUGUGGGCGGAAGCUAGUCCACUUUGUGGCUUCUUCAUCACGUACGGAUCAGAAGAGGUGUUCGCGCCCGACAUCAAAGACCUGAUAAACGUCUUGGUCAAAAGUACCGAGGUCGACAGUCGCAGCGAGGAUGGUGGUAUCCACGCCUGGCCCGUUGUUUCGUUGUUCCUGUCAAGUACCGAGGACAAGAGACUCAAGGGUCUGCGGACACUCACGUCAGCCAUCAGAAAACAUAUCCAGUAG
Messenger RNA from Colletotrichum phormii, 1245 nucleotides. Its product is annotated as Alpha/Beta hydrolase protein. Lineage: Eukaryota; Fungi; Ascomycota; Sordariomycetes; Glomerellales; Glomerellaceae. Gene Ontology annotation, molecular function: lipase activity. The record is from RefSeq and is a predicted model, not a curated record. The transcript has 2 exons. Bases 1 to 1245 code for a protein of 414 amino acids.